UCUGACGAUGAAGAGGGCUUGGUUGCAGGAAAUCCGGGAGAAUCGCAGACAGCAGGCCCGGCGACCGCAGCCUCCACUCAGGGGAUCGCUACCACCAAGCUGUCACUGGUUGAGGUGAAGCAAGGAUCUGGCGCUGCUACAGCUCAAGUAGCAGCCUCAAGUACGUCCCAAGAGCCUCGUGAAAAUGAGGCAGGUUCUGGUGUCUUUCUGAAGACUACACAACAAGCACCGAUACGAUCUGCCUUGAGAGCUCAGGGCUCCCAGGGGCUCCCUAUGGCUUUGAGCGCCAGAGAGUCGCAUGAAUCAGCACAGGCGUCAAAGCAUGAAAAUCGAGUAUCUCGUUGCAAAUUUUUGGAGAAAACGCCACAACCGGCAGGAAUGAUUCCUGUUUGUCUGGAUGGAACGGGGCCCUGGAUGCCGACUCAAAUCAAUCUACUGCUGGCCGCCACCGGAGGUGGUAUCGCGACCAAUGAGCUCACCGCGUCCGUACCUUUGCAUACCAACGACUUGGAAGUGUUGAGACAGCACCUGAUCAUCCUAACACAUGCCUAUAAUAUUCAAAUGAAUGUUCGCGCAAUCCGUUCAUCUGCAGAUGAAAUGGAAUUAUUCUCAGUGAUCAAUCGAAAGUUUCGGCACAUCUUUAAUAAGCAGGAAGAGAUGCGCACCUUCAAGGCCUACGAUUUUGCUCGGGCUACUUACUGUCCUGGUCAUAAGUUUGGGCUAGAUUCCGCUCAAAGUUCUUGCUGCAAAAGCUGUCUAGGCAUGGCGGAUGGAGGCAACCUAUUUGGAAUGCAGGGCGCAAGUGAUUUCAUCGGUGAACUUGAGCCUACUCACGAAUGCUUGGGUCAGAUCAGUAGCGAGUUUAGGGUGCACGAUAGCUCCAACCUGAGAGUUACUGGUAGUUUCGACACCUAA
This is a messenger RNA of Protopolystoma xenopodis, 915 nucleotides long. Lineage: Eukaryota; Metazoa; Platyhelminthes; Monogenea; Polystomatidea; Polystomatidae. The record is from the annotation of a GenBank genome assembly.